AUGUCAUCUACAGUUAUAAGUAGGAGGCUAAUGGUAUUGGUCAAGACCAAUACCAUCGGUUCAAUCCGUACCUUUUCCCAUUUCACUCCUUUACACAAUGAAGAAUCAAUCAGACCUUCUAAACCAGAAAUGAAAAGUGAUAAAGCUUGGAUAAAUAAUUCAUCUAAUUCAUCAUCCACAUCGGAAAUUACCAAACAAGUGAUUGGUAUGACUAAAUCCAUUCAAGAAACCAACCAACCUCCAUUAAACAUUAAUCCUAUGUAUACUAGAAACUUUGAAUUUGGUCAAAUUUAUGAACCAUUUGAUUUUUCAAAUUUAAAACAUGAUAUUGAAAAGAGACAUGUUCAAAAAUCAAUUAAAUCUUUAAGAGAUCCGUUUGAAAAAUCAGGUAUUGAUCCUUCAACUUUAUAUAUAUAUCCUGAAAUCUUAUCCAAAUAUUUAUCAUCAACUGGUCAAAUCUUACCAAGAAGUUUAACAGGGUGUAAUGCUACAAAUCAAAAGAAAUUAGCUAAUGCGAUUAAAACAGCUAGAUGUUGUGGAUUAUUGGCUUCAACUAAUAGACAUAAUAUAACUCUUCCAUCUAGAAUCUUAUAA
Molecule: messenger RNA, 594 nt
Organism: Scheffersomyces coipomensis
Lineage: Eukaryota; Fungi; Ascomycota; Pichiomycetes; Serinales; Debaryomycetaceae
Product: mitochondrial 37S ribosomal protein bS18m
Exons: 1
Coding region: 1-594 (197 amino acids)
Biological process (GO): mitochondrial translation
Cellular component (GO): mitochondrial small ribosomal subunit; ribosome
Molecular function (GO): structural constituent of ribosome; small ribosomal subunit rRNA binding
Source: RefSeq, a predicted model, not a curated record